ACUAUUAGCUUUCCGAGAUAAAAAAACUGCUUUACAAACUAAAUUAAACGAACUAGAAUCUGAACUAACCCAACGAGCCAAUUUAACCCAAGCAGAAUAUGAGGCUGAAUUAGAUAAUUUAGAAGACCAAAUUUCCCAAUUAACCAGAGACCUUAAUAAGGAACAAGAACACUUACGCUUAGCCCGUGAAGAUAUUGAAUCAUUAAGGGUCAAAUUAACAAUUAUUAGAUGA
This is a messenger RNA of Dentiscutata erythropus, 232 nucleotides long. The record is from the annotation of a GenBank genome assembly. NCBI's taxonomy places the organism in Eukaryota, Fungi, Glomeromycota, Glomeromycetes, Diversisporales, Gigasporaceae.